This is a messenger RNA of Bolinopsis microptera, 4851 nucleotides long. Its product is annotated as putative Polycomb group protein ASXL3. Lineage: Eukaryota; Metazoa; Ctenophora; Tentaculata; Lobata; Bolinopsidae. The transcript has 10 exons. Gene Ontology annotation, biological process: positive regulation of transcription by RNA polymerase II; animal organ morphogenesis. Gene Ontology annotation, molecular function: chromatin binding. The record is from RefSeq and is a predicted model, not a curated record. Gene Ontology annotation, cellular component: PR-DUB complex. The coding region runs from base 69 to 3032 and encodes 987 amino acids.
AAACAAACUACUAUAGCGAUGUGAGCCAUGUGAAGGAUGCCAUCUACCUCCUGCAGUAAUGGUCAGGCAUGAAAAGAAGAAACAACUUCUCCUGGCUAGAUGCGACCAAAUUUGUACUAAGUAAAUCUGAGGGAGCCAUGUGUCAGACUCAAAUCCUACAGAAAAUAUCCGACCUCGGGCUCAAAGAUACAAGGGUUCCAAACAGCGGAGAAAUGGUGAUGAGAGCGUUGCUAGCUAACUCAACUGGUAAAAAUCCAGUGAUCUGCAAAGUGGAGGACAAGAAAUUCGUUAUUAACGACAACCACAAGGCGUCUAUAUUUACCCACGACAACAUCUGUGCGAACAAAAGGCAGCUACCUCAAAGAAAGAAAGCAAAAGCAAUAUCUGACGACUUCGUGGACUCAGAUUCGUUGAUCCAUGCAAAAGAGGAGAAAGUCAGCUACUCUCCUUACUCGUCACAUAGCUUUGACCAUGCCCGCAAGAACAAAAGGAUGCGAACAAAGCCGGCUGUUUCAGUUUCGAGGUCCUCUGUAAAAUCAUCUAUUCUCCUGAAGGAAGCUGUUAACUCCACAGUACAACCCUCCUCGGAAACCAGAGCUGUUGUGCAGGAAAUGCUCAAUGGAAACAGCGACAUCAUGAAAUAUGACGGCAUCGCCAAGAAGUGUCUGAACAUGGAAGAGUUCAUGAACCUGUCCAAGUGCCAGCAGCGUUACCUCGCCUCUUUACUGCCCUCCUCGGACGUCAGAAAAGAACGUAACAAUCUGAAACUGGCACCGACUGCUCUCACCAACUCCUUCUUUGUUUCCUACUUCCGUGAGUGGCAGGACAAACUCGGCAAAGGAGAGUUGUCGGUUGAAUUCGCUGCCAAGAUUAAAGCUGAAGCUGAUAAACAGGUUUCUAGAGACCCUUGGAAGGAAACCUUCUUCGAGGAUGUCUGGGGAUUCUCGCGAACGGAAGAAGUACGGAGCAGCAAGUCAAGGUUGCGGCAGUGGCACGAACCUUUUGAGGACAGCAUCAAAGAAGCUCUGGCUCUAGUUCCCACCACUUUUUUCAUCGCUCCGACUCCAGACCCCUUACAAGAAACUCUAACUCCUCCAACAUCAGACGGCUCAGAACACGACAGGUCACACUCGUUAAACCCCGAUAUUACUGAUAAGGAUCUCCACAUUCUCACCCCAGAUCAUGAAAUCGAUCAGGGUCCCGAAAAGCUCGAGUUAGAAGAAAAGGUCCAUCAGACUCAUUCAGUUGGUGGUUUCGAUUCAGAUGUGCUAGAGGAACCCGAGAGUCCUGAAAAUUCUAUGAUAGAAGCCGGGAUUGGCAUUCUUUUUGAAGAGGAAGCGAGGACACAAACAAAUGAUAAUUUUUGUGGAGAGACUUCUGACCCACCUCAGGAAUCAAAUCAAUCUUUAACACUCGAAAAAGAAGAUUCAAAAGAAGUCCCUUCAGUAAGUGAUAUUGCUACAGCUGAUCCUGAACAUCUUGAUCGUCCUAUAUCAUCUGAAACGAACUCUGAGUUGGUGGAGGCAUCGUUAAAUCUUGAUUUUCGAGAAGAAAUAACCCCUCCAGAAUCACCCAAGAAAGUUCGAAUGGAACAUCAAAAUAGUUCUGAGCAGGGUUCAAGCGUUGGUAAAAUAAAACUGGUUAUCACAAUGGGCGGCCAGAAAGAAACUGUGGAAACUGAAGCUGUGGUUGUGCCACAUAUCAUUAAUCGGAAUGAUACGUAUGUUAAGCCUGAAGUUUCCCAAACUCCUGUUUCACCAAUCAAAGCUUCUUAUAUGAAGCAUGAAGUUUCUGAAACUCCAAUUUCACCUAUCAAAAGUCCGCCUUCUAAAUAUCUUGGAGACUUGGAUCUGGAGUUAGAUCUAGACCAUUCGAUUAUGAGUGAUUAUGGUGUCGAAAAGAAGCGCGAUUCCCUAGGUGAUUUAGAUGAUCCUGAACUGAAUUGCGACUUUAUCAAUGAAAAGUCCUGUGAUAUCAAGAUCGAGAAGCACCCUGAGGAACCGGUUUUUUCGGUCAAACCAUCUGACGAGAUGCCCUUCGAGACAGUGACAAAACUUGCUGUUUCUGACGAUAUCUCUCUUAAUAUUAUGAACGAGAUCAAAGUUGAUUUGAAAAUCCCGGAACCGAAAGCCAAGAAAGUGGAUCCUCCACCAACACCAGCACCACCUGCCCGACAAAACGGUGUAGAUGUUUCCAAUCCUCUGAAUAUUUACAAUUCACCGAGUGCUAGCUCGUCAACCUCCUCCUCCCCUAGAACCGACACGGAGCGAAGAGAAAAACUUACCCUGAGAAUUCCUAAGAAGGACAUCGUUUUACCUCCAGAAAAUGUUCUUCUCUCAAAGAAGCAAAAGUCUAAGAAGCGUAAAUCGAAAAACAAUUAUUACUACGCGGAUCAAGGAGGUCCCAGCAGUCAAAUACCACCAUAUUUAGGUGGCGGGUACAGUCCGGAUUUGUACGGAAUGUACAGCGAAGAGGAAACGGAUCUACGGAGAAUAUCGCUCCAACAGCAACUUCUUGCUGAAAAGGGGAUCAAAACAAGCUCCAUACCUGUCGAGCAAACACAGAACCUGGUGAAAAACAUGAGAGAAAAACAGCAAACCCAAGCUCUUCCAAAACUGACGAAGGCUCCCUUGGAACACCAACCCAUGAUAGUGUUAGACAGUGGUUCUCAAAGGACGCCAGCUCACAAGUCUAUACCUGUUGUCAAGGACCCUAGUUUGAAAUCUGCAAAGCCGUCAAGUUCAUCACGACAACCACCCCCCUACUCUCGGUCCGACAGCAGUGAGAGUAUAAGGAGUGCGCUGAAAGCCAAGAUAAACCAGCGGCGGUACACGGACAUGCCAUCCCCGCCCUCCCAAUACCCAAACCUGAGUAGCGGCAACCACUGCUGCUACGUAGUGAAGGGAAGCCCGGGGGAGUGCGUGUGUUCCACCGCUCCCAUGCUCUUCUGCACUAAGUGCUACCAUCUCUCCCAUUCCACCUGCUCCAAUAUUCUGUGCAGCAAUUGUGGAGCACUUUUCAAGUUCAAUUGAUCAUUCUUUUUGCCGCUACUACUAAGCAACUUGUCUGGUUUUGGACAUGAUGUUGAAGCAGUUACUUCUAUAAACUAUUGGUAAUUUUAAAUAUUGUACAGCAUAGGUUAUAUAAUUGGUGUAUAAGCUGGGGACUCAAACGCCCGACUUUCGAUAUAGGAAGGCAUGUUCCACAAGACUUCUCACAUCGAAUAUUGGGUCCCUUAACUAUUUUGAUGAUGUUAUUUUUGCUCGAGAAAGAUAAGCCCGAAUAGCCCUCGGAGAGUAAUUAGUUAUUACUAACAAGUUAAUUUCUGAUAAUCUUCUUUUCACUGCAGCGAGUCUGGUGAUGAUAUAUAUUUUGUACAUAACAAAUAUGCUUUGAUUGUAGGAUACAUUGGGUGAAGAUCUUUCCCCCCCAGCGUGCCCGCCGAAUUGAUACGAUAUAUAUAUAUUUAUGUUUUGUUUACAAGGGGGUCAGGAGAUUUUUUGACAUGUUUUCAUGAUCAGUCAGUGGAUAUUAUGUUUCCAUUUUUAGAAUUAGACGUGGCUCUUAGCGCAUGCCAGGUCACUGCAUGACAUUACUCGUUUUAGGAGGAAAGCUUAUGAAAUUUUGUGUUUAAAUUUGUUAUGGUUGUUUCCAAAAAAUUACCCUUAUAAUUAAUCAAUUAUCAUGUUAUCAACGUGUUUAGUUCAAGCUCACGUUUGAAUACACAAAUGCUCUUAAAAUUUACAUUGAUUUCUUUUUUUCUUGUAUCAGAAUCUGAUGGUCUUAUAGUAUGGAAAAUCAGGAUCAGAAAUGUUCGCAUUUCAAUAUUUUUACAUGAUGCAUGACACUGUGAUUGUUAUCGUUUCACUGCUGAGUGAAGGCCGAAAUCUAGGGAUAGUCUAUCUUUUUUCUAAAACAAAAAGUAAGUUCUGCCUAAUGUUAUGUGAUUAUUUGGGUCUAAAUUUGGGUUCGCUUGAAUUUGAAAUAUUUAUUGAUUUUCAAAAGUUUAGUUUUUUAAUCUUAUCGAGUUAUCUUAACCGUCCUUUCGGUCUUAGGAUUUUCUUUUAAUCUAGUGUAAUUUCCAUUUAGAUUUACUGACAAAACCAACUUUUAAUUCUAUUCUGUUUGCUGAAGACACCAAGAAAAGGGGGUGAUUAUCACUUAAAGCUGUCAAAUUAAUUACCGAGGAUAAUUUCGAAAUAUAAUUUGGGUAAUUGUACACUGCUCUGUUGAAAUAUAAAUUGUGUUCUCAAGUAUUAGAUCAGCAGUUGGUUUGUCAGAUACUAUUUUUACCAAUUGCAAUGGGUUGCAUGCCAUAAUGACCACUCCUACCUGUUCAUUUGUUCUAUGAGCUAGCCUCCUUUGCCCCAUGCCUAAUUUGUCCCAGCUUUUGAAAAUUUUUGAAAUGCAAAUACCGCUUUACUGAAAAGGACAAUUUAAAAUUUCCCCCAAAUUCUCUAAAUCAUUUCUGGGUCUGAUGCUGAUCUGAACGUACUGAACCAAUUUUUUAUGAUCUCUGUGCUAUUGAUAAAAUGGUAGCGACAGCUUUGAAUUGUUUUCCGGCCGAAGAUAACCUAACGAUGUAUAUUGAUGCCAUUAUAUUAUUAAUUUGAGAUUGAACAUACUCCUAACAAUGAGAAUCAGGGACCAGUUCCGUGUCCUAUAUUUAGACAUUGAUAUUAUGCAAAGAUUCGUUAAGUUCUAUUUUUCUAAUGUUUGAUACGAAUACAUGCUUGCUACACCAAAUUGAUUUAGCUGUAACAGUAUAGUUUAGAGACCAUACUAGAUACAGACUUAUUUGAAAUUUGUGUUGUAAUUUGGAGUAUUUGGUUAUGUCUUCAAAAUCAGAAA